Molecule: messenger RNA, 1005 nt
Organism: Durio zibethinus
Lineage: Eukaryota; Viridiplantae; Streptophyta; Magnoliopsida; Malvales; Malvaceae
Source: RefSeq, a predicted model, not a curated record
AUAUAUUUUUCUUUUGGUGUCUAUGAGUAGUUUCUACUCAAUUUUUAUAGUGGCAUAUUUUAAUGUUGAAAUAAUUUAUUACAUUCUUAAAAGAAGAUUGCAAUUCGAUGUGUUCGGUUUUGGGUUUUAUUUAGUUGAUAACUUGGGAUUUAUUUGGUGGGUUUUGUGCAUUUUUAUUGGAUUGGAACUAUGUGACAUUUCGUGCUUGCUCUUUUGGACUAAGAUUAAAUUGUUUCAUUCUGAAUGUCAUAUGAUAGAUUAUGGAAACACUUGGUGUCAGUUUUGAAAUUUUUUGAAAAUCUUGUUCGCCACUAAGCUUCAUGUCCUAAAUCCAUUCUUCUCCUUUGACAGGUGUAUUCCAUUUAGGUAUAAAUGUUUAGAUGAGGCAGAUCAUGAAAAUUCUGAAAAGAUUGUUGAGGUAUUGAUGAUUAACUCAACUAGCGGACCGGGUCUUUUGUUUCCAAAGGGAGGUUGGGAGAAUGAUGAAACUGUCGAGGAGGCUGCAGUGAGGGAAGCGAUUGAAGAAGCUGGAGUCCGAGGGGAGUUAAUGGACUGCAUAGGAUAUUAUAAUUUUAAGAGCAAAACACAUCAAGAUGAAUUCAGCCCGGAAGGUUUAUGUAAAGCUGCAACGUUUGCUUUGUUGGUAAAGGAGGAAUUAGAUUCGUGGCCAGAGCAAAGCACCCGUACAAGAAGUUGGCUAACCAUACCAGAAGCAGUUCAAAGUUGUAGGCAUGCAUGGAUGAAAGAAGCCUUAGAGGAUGGCUUUUGCAAGUGGCUUGAACAAGAGUGAGCCCAGGGGAGGACUUCCCCAAUCAAAAUUAACUUGAUGAGUGUGUAUAAAACAAAUGUUGGCAAUCACACUCACUAGCAAAUCAUGCGUCAUGGGGUUUUUUUAUUUUUUUUUUAAAGUAGAAGACAUUGGUGUUUGUGUUACAUAGUGUUGCUAUUUCUUAAUUAAUCGAGUUUGUUUACGGGUCUUAUGUUGCUGGCCUCUAUUGUUUAACU